Meloidogyne enterolobii is the source of this 517-nucleotide messenger RNA. Lineage: Eukaryota; Metazoa; Nematoda; Chromadorea; Rhabditida; Meloidogynidae. The record is from the annotation of a GenBank genome assembly.
AUGAUUCAAUUACUUUUUGAUGAUUCAACAACAAAUUUUCCUUUACAAAUACAUUCUCAGACCGCAAAACUUGAUUAUAUUUGGAAUAAUGAUUCUUCAAACUUUAUUUGGAAUCAUUUGUUUUCUAAUCAAUUAAACUUUGAUAGGUUUGCCUGCGAAAAAGAAAGUUUGGCCGUUUUAUUUAAAAUUUUGACACAAGGAGGAAAUAAAUUUUCAUGCCUUACUUUUACAUUACUUCACGCUAAUUUUUACAAUUUAAUUAUAAAGGUUUGGACAUUUUUUAUAUUUUUGUUACUCUAUAACUUUUCGAAAUAGUGUUCAAGGGAAGAAAGCCAAAAAUUGGCAAUAAGUGUAAUUUUUAUCUAGAAAAUGCUGGUCACUCAGGAGGUUUAAGAAAGGGCUGGUACAUGUCGCUUAUUGGGCUGGGAAAAAUUUUCAGUUUGUUUUCAAUAAAAAUUGUCAGUUUAGCUGUAGCCACGUUUUUCGGGGACUUAAUCGGAAAGGAAUUUUUGAAAAU